Molecule: messenger RNA, 2793 nt
Organism: Asparagus officinalis (garden asparagus)
Lineage: Eukaryota; Viridiplantae; Streptophyta; Magnoliopsida; Asparagales; Asparagaceae
Product: acetyl-coenzyme A carboxylase carboxyl transferase subunit alpha, chloroplastic
Exons: 11
Coding region: 194-2503 (769 amino acids)
Biological process (GO): fatty acid biosynthetic process
Cellular component (GO): acetyl-CoA carboxylase complex
Molecular function (GO): carboxyl- or carbamoyltransferase activity; acetyl-CoA carboxylase activity
Source: RefSeq, a predicted model, not a curated record
GUAUCGAAAUCGAGCCCCAUUUUUUAACUCGUUAAUUAAUUAAUUUCCUCUGAGGAACCGAACGUAGCAAAAAGCUUCGGGUCUUCGAUUUCUCCAAUGCCGCUCUUUCUCUCUAUUCAUUAGAUCCCCAUCUCUAGGGUUUUUUUUAGCCCCCCCGCAGAUCGAAGCUCGAUUGCUCUCCCCCACCCCCCAGAUGUCUUCGCUUGCGGCGCUCUCCUCCGGCUCCGGGGCUUCGGCCUCGGAUCUCCUGCGGAGCUCGAGCAGUGGAGUGAUCGGGGUCCCCCUUAGGAUUUUGGGGAGAUCGGGAGCGGUCAGCGUUGAUUUGAGGAGGAGGAGGAGGGGGGUGAAUGUGAUGGCCAAGAUCGUGAAGAAGGGGAAGGUGAAGCACGAGUACCCGUGGCCUGACGAGAUCGAGCCCGAUCCCAAUGUCAAGGGAGGGAUCCUUAGCUACUUGUCGGAGUUUAAGCCUCUCAAGGAGAAGCCUAAGCCUGUUACUUUGCCCUUCGAGAAGCCUCUCAUGGAUCUCGAGAAGAAGAUCAUGGAUGUACAAAAGAUGGCUGCUGAAACUGGACUAGACUUCACAGAUCAGAUCUUAUCUCUUGAGUCUAAGUAUGAGCAGGCUUUAAAGGAUCUCUAUACCCAUCUCACUCCUAUACAGCGUGUGAGCAUUGCUCGCCAUCCCAACAGGCCAACUUUUCUGGACCAUGUGUUCAACAUAACUGAAAAGUUUGUAGAGCUCCAUGGAGAUCGUGCUGGAUAUGAUGAUCCUGCCAUUGUGACCGGUAUUGGAAGCAUAGAGGGAAGAACUUAUAUGUUUAUCGGUCACCAGAAAGGUAGAAACACAAAGGAGAACAUUAAGCGCAACUUUGGUAUGCCUACUCCUCAUGGUUACCGGAAAGCUUUGCGUAUGAUGUAUUAUGCUGACCAUCAUGGGUUGCCAAUCAUCACUUUUAUUGAUACACCUGGUGCUUAUGCAGACCUCAAGUCGGAGGAGCUUGGUCAGGGUGAGGCCAUUGCCUUCAAUUUGAGGACUAUGUUUGGUCUGAAAGUUCCUAUUGUUACGGUUGUUAUUGGAGAAGGUGGAUCUGGAGGUGCACUCGCAAUUGGAUGUGCUAAUAAGUUACUAAUGUUGGAAAAUGCUGUUUUUUAUGUUGCCAGCCCGGAAGCAUGUGCAGCAAUAUUGUGGAAAACUGCAAAAGCUUCUCCAAAGGCAGCUGAGAAGCUAAGGAUAACUGCCACAGAGUUAUGCAAGUUGAAAAUUGCAGAUGGCAUCAUUCCUGAACCUCUUGGUGGUGCACAUGCCGAUUCAUCUUGGACAUCACAACAGAUAAAACUUGCAGUUGUCGGAGCAAUGAAUGAACUCCUAGAGAUGGACACACCAACGCUGUUGAAUCAUCGUAUGCUCAAAUUCCGCAACAUUGGAGGGUUCAUAGAAGGGCAACCGAUAGACCCAAUAAAGAAAGUAAAUAUGAAGAAGAAAGAGGAACCAGUCAUCGACAUAGAAAGUAUUACAGAGAUAUCGACUCUUGACUUAGAGCAAGAAGUUGAAAAACUGAAAGACCAGAUACAAAAAUCCAGAGGAAACCGCUCGUCUGAGCCUAUAAAUGUGGGUGUGAAUGACUUGGUUGUCAAACUAAAAGAAGAGGUUGACCAGGAGCUUACUGAGGCUGCUGAAUUCAUGGGCUUGACGAAUAAGCUCGACAUGCUCAGGAAUGAGAUUACAAAAGCAAGAAGUUCUCCAGAACAACCCAUGGAUUCUGGCUUGAAGGACAGGAUUGAGAAACUAAAGCAGGAGUUUGAACAGGGUCUAGCAGAUUAUCCCAAUUCAGGAAACUUAAAUUAUAAGCUUAAUAUGCUAAAGGAAUUAUCCAAAGCCCAGAAAGUAGUACGUUUGAAGCAGGAACUAAAUGAAGGAUUGAAGGUGGUCAUGAAUCGCUCUGACUUGAAACAGAAGGUGGACAUGCUGAAGGAAGAAAUUGCAAAUGCAGGAGUUUCAGAAGCUUCUGAGUUGGAUGAUGGCUUGAAGGAGAAAAUUCUGAAGGCGAAGGAGGAGAUAGCAUCUGAAUUGACCAAGACACUGAAGUCUAUGAAUUUGGAUGUACAACUUGUAGCCUCUAAACCAUUGUGUGCAGAGUUAAAAAAAAGAGCUGAUGAACUUAGUAGUGAGAUUAAAGAAAGAAUAAAGGAGGCCGCAGAAUCAAGUGACCUGAAGAGCAAAAUAGAGACUCUGAAAUUGGAGGUGGAGAAGGCAGGAGAUUCGCCUGAUCCAGAAACUAGGAGAAAACUUUUGGAAACGAAUGAACAAAUCAAGAAUAGUAUAGCAAAGGCCUUGAACUCCCAAGAAGAUUUGAAAGAGAAGUAUGAAACACUGAAAAAGGAGGUUAGAAGGGUUUAUUCAGAAAAUGCACCAGAAGAGGAAUCUUCAGGACAGAAUGGAGGGUUGAAUCAUGGUGUUUAUAACCCUGAAAGCAAUGUGAGCUCAACAAUCAGCAGCCAAACCUAAAUAGAUGGACUAUGAUUGAUGUGCCCUACCCAACCAACGGUGAAACUCAAAGGAUACCUAAAUUCACAUACAACUUGCUUUGGGGGAAGAUGCAAGACGUCUAAAAGCACAGGGACACGAGUGUAACCCCUUCAAAAUUUUCAAUUUUCUUAGGUGUUUUUUUCCUUUUUAUUUACUUCUUUAAGCAGUUAAUAUGUUCUCUGUAUGUGUAUGCAAUUGAUAAACAAUUGUGUUUGGAUUUUUGAGUUUUCUGGCUGCAGAAUAAAGGUACAUUCUUAUGAUUUUUCACA